AUGGAUGAUGAUUCUUUGGCAGAAGAUAUUACUACUGCGGCAUCGCAGAGCUCGGAUUCGGACGAGGAGGAAGCUGAUGAUGGAAUUUCUCUGGCGGCGAGCGAGCGGUCUUUGCUGCCUCACCACCCCGCACAUCCACAAACCCAACCGCCAUCAACAGCACUUGGUGAGGCUGUAGUGCCUCAGGCAGCUAUGGAAGAUCAACCUGGUGCUUCUCUUGCGCCGUCAACAACAACAACAGCAGAGUCUACACCCAAACCGUCGGAGUCGCGACUCAAACUGCUGGAUCUACCUCUUGACAUUCUCAAGGAGAUUCUAAAAGAGAUAACGUUGACGAACGACCUCACGGCCCUUGCCCUCACAUGCUCUGCGCUCCACACUCUGGCCAUCCCCGCUAUGUACUCACGUUUCGACAUCGUUUGGCCGGAACCUGGUCCGAGCUCUGAUCAACCCGUUGGCGUGGAUGCCCUGUCGUACGGGCUGGCUACAUUGGUAAUGGGAGAUCAUGCCUUUCGGGAACUGCCCGCAGCAAACAGUUUGUCCGAUCGCCACCACUGCCAGCACUGCGGAUGUGACCAGCGCGAGCACCAGACUGCCAGACAACCGCCCGCAAUAACUACAAGAUUUGGUAGCAUCAGAUUUGGCAACUAUUAUGCGCGGUGGACCAAGAAGUUUUCAGUCGGAAAUGGGCCGUCGGAGUGGGUGCAUGAAUACGCCAUCACGAAGGAGACUGGGAAGAUGCUGGGCACGCUCGUUGCAUUGGCCGUUGCAAGGAUGGUUAACUUGGAGAGUUUUGUGUGGGAUAUGCCCACGGGUGUCAUGCGAGACGUUUUCCUGGCUCUUGCGUCCCUGGGUACGAGAGCAAACCACGAGUGUCGUCUGGAAAAAGUUUGGAUUCGGUGGCACGAUAAUUCGGAAAACAACAACAUACGCAAUUUACUCAAUCUGCCAGAUAAUGCAGAGUCCAACCCAUUUCAGUCUUUGAUGCACCGCUAUGGUCAUAUCGAGUACCCGUCGUUUUCGGUUUUGCCGCCCUUGAAGUCGUUGACGGUGCUGAAAAUCGACGAACCGGCGUAUCUUGAAGAGAUGGCUGUACUGAUCGACCGAUCACGAUCUAGAUUGUCAGAGUUGCGUAUCGGCAUGUCUAUACGCUGUAGCUUACAUGACUGGGUCUAUCCGAUAGACAUGCGACCUGUACUGGUGAAUCCAAAUCCGCGACGCGCCAUCCCGGGCUGGCCAAAACAUGGAGGCGUAAUGUCAAUUCUUCUGAAGGAUUUUCAAGUGCAAGACCCGCCGUCUCCGGGAGCAUCUGGCGACGAGACAAAGGAUAAUAAAGACUCGGCCAAUGUCUCUACUGCACCCACCGUGGUAGCUUCGCCUGAUUCGAACGACGACAUCGUGCAUGCCGCGCAGGGGCUUUGUGAUAUGACUAUCGACGAUAGGCAGGAUGACCCUAAAGAUACACAAGAUGCGAACGAUACUUCUAGAGACAAUCGGAAUCUUCCAGGCCCGGAAGCUGGCAAGCAACCCAAGGCAAAAAAACCCAAAAAGAUCCUUCUUGAGACCUUGGAACUUGAAAACGUUGUUCUUUCAGCAGGAGUUAUGAUCAAGGCACUGGACUGGACUCGCUUGACAACGUUGACCCUCCUUCACUGUGAAGAGCAUGACUCUUUGUGGAGAGCUCUUCGCAGGGUAUAUUCGCCCCCAAGCAACCCAAAACCUUCAGAUUCACAAGAGACGAUGCCGCCGAAGAACUACCCCCUUAAACUCAAGCAUCUGCACACUGAUCGGAUUUCUCCUUAUUUGAUGCUCUUUUUAAAAGAUACUGUUUCGCCAAAUUCAUUGGAGAGCCUUUAUUUCCAAGAGGGCAACUCAUAUGAUUCUAUUGUGUCGAUUGAAGCUAUUUACAAGCACGUGCUUCGUCGUCAAAGGUCUAGUCUGAAAAAGGUUUUGAUUGAUCGUUCUCGCCGCUCUGAAAGUUUAUCUUCAAGCCAUGGACAUUGGCGGCAGUGGAUGCUCCCAAGGGAGGCCCUGUCGUUUGUGACGAGUGGUCGGAUGCCGCAACUGCGAGAGUUGGGCAUCGGGAUGGAUCGUCGAGAUUGGCACUUUUUUCUGCAGCGACUUCCCAACAUACCCCAUUUGCGUGCUCUCUACUUGCCCAAUAUGUACGAUCCAUCGUUGAAAAAAGACAAGCAGCGGGAACUCGCUCUGCAAAUCCUAGACAUAGUCGCGCUGCGGCCUGAGAUUCAACUAUGCUACGUUGGCAUCGAGACGAAAUGUUUCGAGAUUCUCGAAACGGCCACAAAGGACAAAAAGCCAGACGACGAAUCUUCUUAUCUUGACGCCCAAUGGUCCGCAGGCUCAGAAGCAGACAGCGAAGGAGAAGACCAAGCGAAUAUGCAAGGAUUCGACAACGAGACCGACGAGGACGACGAUACCUCGAGCUUGAGCUCGCCGGACGAAGAAGACGACGGGUAUUCGGAAGAAGACGAGGCGAACGGCGUCGGAAACGCCGAAUUGUUUUUCAAGCUGCGGGAGAUUCUGUACUACGAUGACAAGAUAUCGAUCUUCAAGGCUCGACACUGCUGUUUGUGA
This is a messenger RNA of Talaromyces rugulosus, 2595 nucleotides long. RefSeq lists its product as uncharacterized. Lineage: Eukaryota; Fungi; Ascomycota; Eurotiomycetes; Eurotiales; Trichocomaceae. Gene Ontology annotation, molecular function: protein binding. The record is from RefSeq and is a predicted model, not a curated record. Bases 1 to 2595 code for a protein of 864 amino acids. The transcript has 3 exons.